UAUCGGGCAUCGAUCUGGGAGCGUGCGGAAUCCGGGGCGUCUAUGGCUUAUCUGGCCAAUUUAUGAUCCCAUCGAAGGUAGGAACACCUGUUCACGGGACCGCGAAACCGGUGCGGCCAAUCUGGGUUUGCUGAUGCCUGUCUGCUAUAAAAGCCAAUCGAUUGCUGCCGAUGAUUUCAUUCCCGCAAUCGUAUCGCAGUUCAGCAAGCUACUAAUUGUUCCGAUGGCUCCGUUGACGGUUGUGCUCGUGUUGGUUGGAGUUCUGGCCGUAACGGUGAGCGGUGCCGGCGUGGCUACUCGUGCCUGUUCCGAUGGACGACCACGCCCGACGGAGGUCCGCGUGGAAGGUUGUACCGUGCCACCGUGUGAUCUAGUGCGUGGUUCGGAUGCCGUCAUGGAUAUGGACUUUACGGCACCGUUUGCUGCGGCCAGUCUUCGCACGGAAGUCAUAGCGACGGCCUUGGGAGCGACUGCACCGUUCGAGCUACCGCCGGAUCGUGCGGCCGCCUGCAACUGGCUCCAGAAUACCCACUGCCCAGUGAGCGCUCAUGAGGACAUUACCUACCGGUUGAGCAUGCCCGUUCUGCUGGUUUAUCCGCGUGUCAGUCUCACGCUUGAGAUCAACCUGGUCGACGAAAACCGCCAAUCGUUGGCCUGCUUCGUGCUGGAUGCUCGUGUGGUUUCCGGCCGUGCGGUAUAA
This is a messenger RNA of Anopheles darlingi, 700 nucleotides long. Its product is annotated as NPC intracellular cholesterol transporter 2-like. The record is from RefSeq and is a predicted model, not a curated record. Gene Ontology annotation, molecular function: sterol binding. NCBI's taxonomy places the organism in Eukaryota, Metazoa, Arthropoda, Insecta, Diptera, Culicidae. Gene Ontology annotation, biological process: intracellular cholesterol transport. The transcript has a single exon. Bases 134 to 700 code for a protein of 188 amino acids.